AUGUCUUGGAGGACAUUUGACGCCCAAACGGACAUCAGGUCGCUGCCGUCAUUGGACAUUGGUGGCCUGAUCUCCAUCCUGCCCUCCCACUCUCCCCCUUCCUCCCCAGUGCCGUCCCGCUGCAUGAUGAGUGAUAUCCUGUGUCGUCAUCGUGCCACACUUGCGUGUCCAAUGACAAUCGAGGUCGAUGCGCGUGUGGGGGGCAUGGGAUGGGUUGCAGCAGAAUGUAGGUUGUAUUGGGGCAAUGGCAGGGAUGCAUGGGUCACGUCGUCAACGUACAGUGUUGCGGUCAUAUCUGGCAGUGCUGCCUUGGGGAUCUUGGGGCUGCCGGAUAUGCCAAAAAGACCUAAAUUUGACAUACGAGCGAGAGGGCAGGAAAGGAAGUGGAUGUGGUGGAGAGGAACAGAAAAUGGUGCUGCACAGCCACUCGAUCACGGUGCGGUUGUGCAGUCCGGAGUGAUCGACUGA
Molecule: messenger RNA, 468 nt
Organism: Desarmillaria tabescens
Lineage: Eukaryota; Fungi; Basidiomycota; Agaricomycetes; Agaricales; Physalacriaceae
Exons: 5
Coding region: 1-468 (155 amino acids)
Source: RefSeq, a predicted model, not a curated record